This is a messenger RNA of Belonocnema kinseyi, 1518 nucleotides long. RefSeq lists its product as uncharacterized. The coding region runs from base 207 to 1409 and encodes 400 amino acids. Lineage: Eukaryota; Metazoa; Arthropoda; Insecta; Hymenoptera; Cynipidae. Gene Ontology annotation, molecular function: protein binding. The transcript has 7 exons. The record is from RefSeq and is a predicted model, not a curated record.
CUGUGUCCGCUCGUGAAACAUUCCCACCUUCGACCGUAGAGAUUUGACCACCAGAGCUUUUCAGUAACCUGACAUAUCAUUUUAUCCCUUUUUAACCAACGCAAAUAACAUAAGAAAAGUAUAUAGUUUAAAAAAAAACAUUACCAGGUUGACAAAAUGACUACUGCGCCAUAGUUUAUUUUCUCAAAGUUGUCAAUAAGAUUGUUAUGUUUUCAAGAAAAGAACAGCUGAUUCAACGCACCGGCAAAAGUGGGGUUGGACGUCGAUCAUUUUUGAAUCUAUUGGUCACCGAAUUUCACGGUACCAAAUCUAGAGACGGAAAGGAACAAGUUUUGGCAAAUCUAGCAAACUUUGCCUACGAUCCAGUCAACUACGAUUAUUUAAGAGAGUUGAAGGUGAUAAAACUUUUUUUGGAAACUCUAUCCGAAAAUAACAAAAUUCUUGUAAGAUUUGCGGUUGGAGGCAUCUGCAAUUUAUGUUCUGAUCCGGAGAACAGAGAAUACGUUUUACGAAAUCAAGGAAUCCCAUUAGUCUCUUCCCUUCUUUCUUCUCCUGACGAAGAAACAGUUUUAUCAGCAAUCACAACUCUUAUGUUCCUGAUAACUCCGCCAACAAAACCGGAAAUAGCUUCGCCCCAAAUAAUCAAUUGUAUGAUCAACGUUGAAACAAGCCAGAAGAGUAUUGUUUCAAAUAUUAAACCUGGAAGUCGAGUUUCGAUACUCCGAGUAAUCACAAAAGAAGAUGUCCAUGCUUUUGCUCAAUUGACUAAUGAUUACAAUCCGAUUCAUGUGAAUUCGGAAAGAAACAUUGCUCACGGUGCUUUCCUCAAUGGAUUAUUAUCCGGAAUUCUUGGAACAAAAUUACCAGGACCUGGAACACUUGUUGUUGACCAAGUUUUGAGGUUCCCAAAACCUUGUUUUGUCGGCGACACUGUCGAACUUUCGGUGGAAAUAGUGUCAAUGCGCGCCAUUAUAUCAAUAGUAUUUUUGUGCAUUAUUUUUACAAAUGCACUAGAAAAUAAGCAAAUGAGAGAAAAAAAUCUUACAAAAGAAACAAAAAAGUCACAUCUACCAAUUGGUUGUUACUGUGGAGUUUUUAUGAGUGGUCAGUUUAAAAAGGGAAGCAAGGAACAGCCAAACGGAAAUCCGGCCCUCCUUCAGGAGCAUUCAGAAACUUUCCCUUGUAAUCCUGUUGGGAACAAAAUUUGUAUCAACAGAUGUCUAGAAAUUUUCGUAAAACACUUGCCAAACAGUCAAGCAAUUCUUUGCGGAUCUAUGGGCCGAGACUGUGUUAAGGAACGCGCAUACCUGUUCGUAAAAAAUUGCAAGGACGUAUGGAUCAACUCGAACUUAUCACCUAGUAGAGAAUACUGUUGUAAGGACGGCAACCCUUACAAAUGUCCACCCUAAAGUUAAAUUUUACCUCCUUAAAAUAAGAUCACCUUACAACUAAGUGACGUAUAAUCCAUUUGUCAUAUUUAUUACCACUUGCAUGCAAUAAACACCGUCUUUUCUAAAA